GAAGAAGCGUGAUGUCUGGAAGAGGUAAAGGAGGCAAAGGCCUGGGAAAAGGCGGAGCGAAGCGGCACCGCAAAGUGCUCCGUGAUAACAUCCAGGGCAUCACGAAACCAGCCAUCCGGCGCCUGGCUCGCCGUGGCGGGGUCAAGCGCAUCUCGGGCUUGAUCUACGAGGAGACCCGCGGGGUGCUGAAGGUUUUCCUGGAGAAUGUGAUCCGGGAUGCGGUCACCUACACUGAGCACGCCAAGCGCAAGACGGUCACCGCCAUGGAUGUGGUGUACGCUCUGAAACGCCAGGGCCGCACUCUCUAUGGAUUCGGCGGCUGAGCAUAAAGCGACCCUUUUCCAGCGAACCCAAAGGCUCUUUUCAGAGCCACCCAAACCCUCCCGAUAGAGAGCGGAGACCUGAGGACAGGGAAGGCAGCACAUACGGAGGGAAUAGUGUAACGGUUCUUUAGCGUGUCAUUUAUCAUUUUGCCCAGACACUGAUGCGGUAUUUGUAUUUCAUUGACCCUUCCAGAAACGAUACUUUCAUGAGUUUUGAUGCUGGGACACAGGAUUUUUUCAUAGCCUGCUCUUUCCAUGUGCCUGUACAGACCGUUCAGGCGGCCAUUAAGUUGUGUUUCGGCUGAUUGUUAUGUGAUUGAAAUAAAAAUCGAUUCGGUCAGUUUCUGUAGUUUUAUCGUGGAAUGGGUGGCGUCAUGAGUGUAUGUGCGACUGUAAAGGAGUAUACGCGUACGUCUGUCAGAGGGUGC
Hemiscyllium ocellatum (epaulette shark) is the source of this 751-nucleotide messenger RNA. RefSeq names its product histone H4. Gene Ontology annotation, cellular component: nucleosome. Bases 12 to 323 code for a protein of 103 amino acids. Gene Ontology annotation, molecular function: protein heterodimerization activity; structural constituent of chromatin; DNA binding. The record is from RefSeq and is a predicted model, not a curated record. The transcript has a single exon. Lineage: Eukaryota; Metazoa; Chordata; Chondrichthyes; Orectolobiformes; Hemiscylliidae. Gene Ontology annotation, biological process: nucleosome assembly.